GGAUAUCUACCCGAUAUCCACGCUGCCGGUACCGCAGUUUGAUUCGAAUGUUGUUCCCUGUCUACAGGAUUAAUUAUGUAUUUCGACACCAUAUCGCCUUUACCCAGAAUCUGGAAGAAGUCCCUGACCUGACCUGAAGACGAGUAGAUCUACUCGGAGUAGAAACUGAGACUAGGCCGAUAAAUAAAAGUUUUAGAACAAGGUCUGGGUCUGCAUGCAGAAGUGGAUUUCAAGCCAAACGAUUCCUCCUGCACUUACAGCUUAGAUCUACGGCAGCCACCGGCACUGGAGGCAACCUGGCUCGUUCGCGAGAAGCAUGCCGCGACGUCCAGCCGUUGGAUGUUUUUUUAGUUGCAGAGAGCUCUAGAGCGGAGAGGCCAAGGACGACGUGAGCGCAUGAUCAUCAUUAUAGGACAUACCUGCUUGGACUGAGUGGGAGCCACGGCACUGCGAGCACAAGCGUUACGGCCGAUUGCACGACUACCGGAUUGGUUUGUCAGGGAACUUACUUAUCGUUUAGUUCAGCCGCGCGCGCCGAGGGAAGUGCCGACUCGUCGUCGUUGCGAGUACUCAGGCGGCGCGCGCGCUGUCCCACUCAGAUUUGAGUCGCGGCUCUUGACUCGAGUCGAGAUCGUCUGCAAAGUGCAGUGUUACCGAUUGAUCGCAGCGCCAGUACAGGAUAAGUGACAAGUCACUGAGGAGAUCGCUCGCCAUCAAACCUAUAAUUAAUACUCAGCCAAUCACACUAACGGCGCGAUUUCAGGUUGAUGCGAAUUCAAGUUUUAGUGAGAAAAAAAGAAGAAUGUGCGGCUUCCCAUUUGGUGUUCUCGCGUCCCUUGUGGGAUUGGCUGUGCUGCUGGGUAAUGCGCCGGCCCAUGGAAGGCUGUUCACAACCCCAGAGAAAACGACCAUGCUGGGCCUUCACAAUAGUCUAAGCCGAGGAAAUGUCAAUCCCAAGCCAUGCGAGCGCUUGCGCCCUCUGCGGUGGGAUGAUACGUUGGCAAGAGUGGCUAAUCAGUACGCCAGAAGGUGUAUCGUUGGGCACAAUCCAAGAAGGACCACGGAAUACAACAGGCUGAGUGGAAAAACCUACCACAGCGUGGGUGAGAAUUUCUUUGUGGAUCCGAGACUGGAUGAAGCAAGUGUCGUAAUCUGGUCACACGGUUCAUGGCACAGGGAAAUCUCACAGUACGACUAUGCAACAAAUAGGUGCAAGCAGCACACUUGUGGUCAUUACACUCAGAUGGUAUGGAGUGCAACUACUUCCAUUGGAUGUGCUACUCAUAUCUGCAACAGGCGGGGCUCGACAAACUGGCCAUUGCCGAGCAGGGAUAAGCUACGGAUGACAUUCUGCAACUAUGGGCCGGGAGGUAAUUACCAAGGACAGCGGCCAUAUAUGGCAUGCCCACCGACUACGCCCACCAGGCCGCCAGCUGGACCGGCUACAGCGACUGGACCGGCUACAGCGGCUGGACCAGCUACAGGACCGGCUACAGCGGCUGGACCGGCUACAUCGGCUGGACCGGCUACAGCGACUGGACCGGCUACAGCAGAUGGACCGGCUACAGCGGCUGGACCGGCUACAGCGGAUGGACCGCCUACCACGGCUGGACCGGCUACAUCGGCUGGACCGGCUAUAGCACCCCUGGCGGCUGUCGUACGAGCGGGCAUUGCGUCAACCGUCCCCAUUUUGUUCGCGGCCGUCUUAGGACUAUUCUAGAAGAAUCAUUCUCUUCUUCUAAUGUUGAGAUUUUCUACCGCAGAACUAAACAACUCUUCAGUGAUAGCAACAUUUUGUAGCAAUUAUUAGUUUCCACUCAUAGUUGCCCUCUACUUUGCAGGCCAUCUGCCUGCAAUUUGGCAGUGUCAAAAUUUGACACUGCCAAAACUUACAAUACAUACAUUAGUAGUAUAGUACAACGUUUGCAUGCUUGCAUGUUUACGUUUAUCACAGUACGUACACUAGUACUAUAAGUACAACAUAUUGCAUGCCUACACACCAACGUGUACAUUGCAAUUCGUGCCUGGUACACGGUAGAUUCAAUAUCUACACCAUAGUAUAGGUUCCCAUUGCUCUUGGGGCCUCUGGCGUUUUGGCGGCCCACUUGUACAAUUACAGUUCGCCCGCUCUUGCAUAAAUUGUGUUACUUUGUCAUUUGUCUAUCACUCUGAUGAUUACUCUUUGAAGUAUGAAACCGGUCAGUAAAACACACUGCAAA
Molecule: messenger RNA, 2219 nt
Organism: Sycon ciliatum
Lineage: Eukaryota; Metazoa; Porifera; Calcarea; Leucosolenida; Sycettidae
Product: peptidase inhibitor 16-like
Exons: 1
Coding region: 803-1720 (305 amino acids)
Cellular component (GO): extracellular region
Source: RefSeq, a predicted model, not a curated record